This is a messenger RNA of Oryzias latipes (Japanese medaka), 3956 nucleotides long. RefSeq names its product amyloid beta (A4) precursor protein-binding, family A, member 1b (gene apba1b). Gene Ontology annotation, cellular component: plasma membrane; dendritic spine; cytoplasm. The record is from RefSeq and is a predicted model, not a curated record. Lineage: Eukaryota; Metazoa; Chordata; Actinopteri; Beloniformes; Adrianichthyidae. Gene Ontology annotation, molecular function: amyloid-beta binding; protein binding. Gene Ontology annotation, biological process: chemical synaptic transmission.
UGGCAGUGCAGCGCCCCUCUGCAGGCUGCUGCUGCUGCUGAUGAGGGAGGCGGGAUACGACGCGGCGUUCGCGGCUCUACAGAGCAGCAUCGGCGGGGCUCAGAGAGGCGCUUUGUGCGGUUAAUCCGCUCUGAUGUCACGGCGCGGAGGGAGGGGCUGAACUCUCCGCUUUAAUCCGAGCAGGUUGUCGGGAGGGACAAACCGAGCCGAGCCGAGCCGGUCGACAACCCGCAGGAACGGGGGCGAUGUUCGCUCCAGCCGCCGGAGCUGGGCCUCUCCUGUACUGAGGCGGCGUCUGCGACAGGCGGAUUUGGCGUGACAGUAUUGUUUUGAAGAUGGAAAUGUUCUGGGAACUGGAGUGAGACACCUUAGCAAUGAGUAGUAUCAGGGAGUAUCAGGAGGAGGCAUCAGGAGGCGCAGAUGAGGAGCAGCUGUCCACGGCCCCUGCGCCUUCGAAGAGCCGGCAACACAACGGGACUGCUGGCGAAGCGGCUGCUCGUCGGUCCUGGAGGCCAUGUCAGAUGCUUCAUCAAGACGGGGAGAUGAAUCCGCAUCACCAUCAUCAUCAUCAUCACCGUCCCCACCACAAUGCUGCUGGGCGGGGGCCCCCUCGGCACCGCCGGCGGCCUGCGUCAGGGCAAAGUCAGGGUCAAAUUCACAGUCCUGGUCAGGAACCGCAGCCUGUGUCACCGAGAAAUGAAGGUCAGGGCGCAGAGUCCCGCCCUGUCCAGCAACUCCGCCCAGGAGUAACCCGCUACCGUCGCCAUGGUGACCCCAACCCCAGACUCAGAAGUCACAGACAGCGGCAGCAAUUCAGAGAGAUCCAGGAGCCUUCUCCAAGUGUGGAUGACAGAGAAGGUCCAGUGGAGGUGCAGGCCAGACCCUGUUCCUCAGCUGAUCCUGUAGUGGACCUAUCACAGAGCAGGGGAUCUCCUCAAACUCUCCUCUCAGUCAGUCCACCUCAGUAUGCCUCUGCUGAUACAGGAAAGGAUGUGCAUGAGCCUAAAGUGGAGCAUGAAGACGAACCAGAUGAAGUCAAAGAGGACGAAGAAAAACCCCCUUGUUCUGCAGAACAGCCCAGCUGCAGCCCAAACCCAGCAGAAGAACAAGCUGAGAGGGAGGAGGAGGAGGACCAAGAAGGCGUUAUGGACAAUGCAGAGGAGGAUCCUGCAGCUCAGGGACGAGAACUCACCGACCUCUGCUCCGACACCGAAAGCGCUGCCUCUCUCAGCAUGGACGGACCUCUCCACAGCCCACCCCCACUCCACUCUCCAACUCCUCCCUCCUCCCCCGACGUCCCCCCUUUCCCACAGCUGGACCACUUUAGUGAGGAUGUCAGCAUGACCUCCCAGCCAGACAAUGACCUCUUACCUGAAGAGGAGGAGGACUGCUCUGAAUCUUGUUCACUGUCUCGCUCCACGUCUUGCUCUGAAUCUUGUCCUAAAUCCUGCUCAGACGAGGCCCAGCAAGCAUCUUACUUGGAGCCAAAAUCUUAUCCAAACUCUUUCCCCGAGCCCCUAAAGACCUCCUACCCUGAGCAACAGAAAGAAGCUCAUCAUCCAACAGGCAGGAGGAUUGAGCCCUCUAAAGCCCAACAAGAAAAGGAACCCUUUACCAUCCACAGACUGGAUAAUGCACAGAAAGUGACCCCAUCUUCCUCCAAUGAGGGUUCCCAUCACAUUCCAAGGCAGAGCAGAGGCCGAGGUCUGCACCACUCUCCUCCGGAUCGCUCUGUCGGCUGUAGGUUGCAUCACUAUGAUGGGCAGUCUGAUGGUGAUGAAGACGCUGUGGAUAAAAGCCCACUUUCUAAAAGUGGGAGACAGUCACCCAGACAACUUCAACACAGGGCGAAGAUGUCAUCGCCCGGCCAUACGGGCUUCUGUGACACCCAAAAUGAGCGGAGUGCAGUGGGUCUGUCUGGUGAAGGCACAAAAGCUUCAGGAGACGCCAUCAGUCUGGCGAUAAAAGACAUCAAGGAAGCAAUUGAAGGUGUGAAGACCAAGACGGUGCGGUCCCCAUACACACCAGACCAACCAAUGGAGCCCAUAUGGGUGAUGAGGCAAGAGGUCAGCCCCAUGGAGGAUGCAUACCCACUGCAAGCUACAACUGACCAUUCCUCCCCUCAGUCCGAGUCUCCGUGCCGCUUCUCCUCUCUUCCGCUCCGGGAGACCGUCAGUCCUCCCAGAGCCGACCCGUGCCGAUCCGUGAACCCACAGCACCAACAGCAGCCCCCCCUCCAGUCUCAGCAGAGAGACGGCGGCCGGGCGCCGCAGACCUACACGUCUGCAGUCCCCAAACAAGUGCAGCAGCACCACCCUGCACAGCAGCCACAAACAGCACAGCAGCCGUCGCCCUCACAGCAACCAUCUGCCCCGGAGACGCGCAGACCUCUUCCUCCCUUUCCCACCUUUGUUGAUGUCCCGGGUCCAUGUGACCCCGAAGACCUCAUCGAUGGCAUCAUCUUUGCAGCCACUUACCUGGGAUGCACCCACCUGCUCUCAGAGAGGACACCCACCAAGAGCGCCCGCAUGCAGCAGGCGCAAGAGGCCAUGAGCAGAGUCCGGGCUGCACACAAGCAGAAGAGCAGGAAAAAGAGCCCUGACGGCGAGGCUGCGACCACCGCAGAGGUCGACCUAUUCAUGUCCACGCAAAGGAUCAAAGUCCUGAAUGCAGACACACAGGAGUCGUUAAUGGACCUGCCCCUGCGGACCAUUUCCUACAUCGCCGACAUUGGGAACAUGGUGGUGCUGAUGGCGAGGGGAAAGAUGGUGAGGUCGCGCAGCGCCCAGGAGAGCCUGGAGCAGACGGACGAGCAGACCAGCAUGAGUCACGACGACAGGAGGCUGUACAGGAUGAUCUGCCACGUCUUUGAGUCGGAGGACGCUCAGCUCAUCGCUCAGUCCAUCGGCCAGAGCUUCAGCGUCGCCUACCAGGAGUUCCUGAGAGCCAACGGCAUCGACCCGGAGGACCUGAGCCAGAGGGAGUACAGCGACCUGCUCAACACGCAGGACAUGUACAACGACGACCUGAUCCACUUCUCCAAGUCCGAGAACUGCAGAGACGUUUACAUCGAGAAGCAGAAAGGGGAGAUCCUCGGUGUGGUCAUAGUGGAGUCCGGCUGGGGGUCCAUCCUCCCCACUGUCAUCAUUGCCAGCAUGAUGCAUGCUGGUCCGGCGGAGAAGUCCGGCCGGCUGAACAUCGGCGAUCAGAUCAUGACCAUAAAUGGGACAAGUCUGGUGGGUUUACCGCUCAGCACCUGCCAGAGCAUCAUCAAGGGUCUGAAGUCUCAGUCCAGGAUCAAGAUGAACAUCGUCCGGUGUCCUCCUGUCACCAUGGUCCUCAUCCGCCGGCCGGACCUCAGAUACCAGCUGGGCUUCAGUGUCCAGAACGGCAUAAUCUGCAGUCUGAUGAGGGGAGGCAUCGCCGAGCGAGGAGGGGUCCGCGUCGGUCACCGCAUCAUCGAGAUCAACAGCCAGAGCGUUGUGGCGACCCCCCACGAGAAGAUCGUUCAGAUCCUGUCCAACGCCAUGGGGGAGAUCCACAUGAAGACCAUGCCUGCAGCCAUGUACCGUCUGCUGACUGCGCAGGAGCAGCCCGUCUACAUCUGAGCGCCCCUCCCUCUGUUCACCUGCUCUUUACCCCCCCCCCCCCCCCCCGCUCUGUUUGAUAUCACUGGACUUGCCUUAAUCUGUACAGCUGACCGUCACGCGAGCAGAAGGCAGAUCAUGGCAGAGUGUUAAUGUGACAUUUUACGUUUGACCAAAGAGAAUUUGUGGGUUUUUCUUGUGCGAAUUUCGGUUGCAGACAAGAGUCAAUAUUAGCUUUGGUUGAAUAGCUGUUAUAUCUGAAUGUGCUCUAACUAUCCAUGGACCUAGAAACCGUCGGGGCCACGGCAGCCGUGGCGGAAAGUGCAUGUACAAUUCUGGUGGGAGACAAUAAAUAAACUCAUUCCACGC